AUGGAACGAGGCGACGUUUCGGACGACGUUCGGGAGAAUGCCACCGGCGCUGCGGAUCGAUGCGUGAGCAGUGGAACCGGAAAUUUUCUGGCGGCGCAGUCUGACGACAGACUCGAAGCACGAGAUCCCCGCGGGUGCGGGUUGCGGCGAUCUAUCGAUGCCACCGGGAAUCUGUGGAUACUAAGCGUUGACUUUGGGAAGUCGGUGGACCGGACCGGUGACGAAGAAAUGUUGGCUGGUAUUGAUCGAAAGAAGCUCAGCAGAGAAUUCUCAUAUUCUUUGCAGCCUUUGCGGACGUGA
This is a messenger RNA of Pseudozyma hubeiensis SY62, 300 nucleotides long. RefSeq lists its product as hypothetical. NCBI's taxonomy places the organism in Eukaryota, Fungi, Basidiomycota, Ustilaginomycetes, Ustilaginales, Ustilaginaceae. The coding region runs from base 1 to 300 and encodes 99 amino acids. The record is from RefSeq and is a predicted model, not a curated record. The transcript has 3 exons.